UAUUGCAGGCAAAGACAACUGCUGGUGCUUGGCAAUAGAGUGCCAGUGCUUGCGCCUGAUGCUUGGGUGGCGCCAAAUGCAGUGAUUAUUGGAGACGUGGAUAUAUUUGAUCAGGUGAGCAUCUGGUAUGGGGCGAUCUUGAGAGGCGACCUGAAUGCAAUCCGCAUUGGGGCAUACUCAAACAUCCAGGACAAAUCCAUUCUCCAUGCAGCCAGGACGUCCCCCACAGGGCUACCUGCGUCAACCACCAUCGGCAGGUAUGUGACCAUCGGGCAGGGAUGCCUGUUGAGGUCAGCCACGGUGGAGAAUGAGUGUAUCAUCGGCGACCGGAGUAUCUUGAUGGAGGGGUCUCUGGUGGAGAAGCAGAGCGUGCUGGCUCCUGGCACUGUGCUGCCGCCUGGCCGCUUGGUGCCCUCAGGGCAGCUCUGGGCUGGCAACCCCGCCCGCUAUGUCCGAGACCUCACGAAAGACGAGAAAGAGGAGAUUCAGGCCAUUGCCACAGGAGUCUUUGGGACGAUUGACAAGCACUUCUCAGAGUUCCUGCCGCACAGCUUUGCGUAUGUAGAAACAGAGAAGGUCAGA
Coccomyxa subellipsoidea C-169 is the source of this 582-nucleotide messenger RNA. RefSeq names its product trimeric LpxA-like protein. The annotation marks the transcript as partial. NCBI's taxonomy places the organism in Eukaryota, Viridiplantae, Chlorophyta, Trebouxiophyceae, Coccomyxaceae. The record is from RefSeq and is a predicted model, not a curated record. The transcript has 4 exons.